Messenger RNA from Eimeria necatrix, 1754 nucleotides. Its product is annotated as Ubiquitin-activating enzyme E1 1, related. Gene Ontology annotation, biological process: protein modification by small protein conjugation. Gene Ontology annotation, molecular function: ubiquitin-like modifier activating enzyme activity. The record is from RefSeq and is a predicted model, not a curated record. Gene Ontology annotation, cellular component: cytoplasm. The transcript has 4 exons. The annotation marks the transcript as partial. Lineage: Eukaryota; Apicomplexa; Conoidasida; Eucoccidiorida; Eimeriidae.
GCAGCAACUUCGCACUCAGCGCCGCUUCAAUCGGCAAGUCGAGAGCUGCUGCUUCUUUGCCUUACUUGGCGGGACUAAACCAAUAUGUGCAUGUGCAGGAAGAAAAGGAGGAAAAGCUCUCCGAGGCGACAGUGUCUCGGUACGGCUGCGUGGUGGUUUGCGGGGGUUUGCUGGACGAGCUGCUGCGGCUAAACGCCCUCUGCAGGCAGCUGAGGGUUUGCUUCCUUUGCUGCUGCAGCGCGGGACUUUGCAUGCAACUUUUCGCAGACUUCGGCAGCAAAUUCGAAGUCUCCGACCCCACAGGAGAAGAGCCGCGGGAAGCCCUGGUUGCUGCAGUGAGCAGCAGCAGCAGAGCUGAGGAGCCGCAGCUAAUUAGCUGCCGCAGCCUGCAGCAGAGCCUGCGCCGGCCCGCGCCGCUGCUGCUGCAGCAGCAGCAGCAGCAGCAGCAGCAGCAGCAGCAGCAGCAGCUGCUCGUCGCGGACCUCGCCAAACUCGACGGCGCCAACCAACUCCACUUCGCCUUCGUCGCGCUGCUGCUGCUGCUGCAGGAGCGCAGCGGCAAAGAGCCCCCCCAUCCAGUGCUUUAUUCCCCAACUGCUGCAGCACGAAACCCUGCUGCUGCUGCUGCUGCGAAGCAGGAAGCAGACGCCUGCGUCCACCGCGCCAUCCAGCUCGCCCGCCAGUUCCUCCAGGAAUGCAGGGACCUCCAAGCCAGCAGCAGCAGCAGCAGCAGCAGCAGCAGCAGCAGCAGCAGCAGCAGCAGCAGCAGCAGCGGCGAAGAAGGAGACCCGCAGCAGCAGCACAACGACCAGCAGCAGCAGCAGCAGCAGCAGCAGCAGCAGCAGCGGGAGGGGGAGGGCGGCGAGGGCGUGGUGGUUGUGGAGCAGCUGGACGAGCAGCUAAUUGAACAUGUGGUCCGCUGCUGCUGCUGCUGCUUGUCUCCAGUUGCUUCUUUUUGUGGCGGAGUUUUGGCGCAAGAAGUUUUGAAAGUUACGGGAAAGUUUAUGCCAUUAAGAGGCUUUUUGUAUGUGGAUGCUAUGGAGGCUUUGCCGCUGCCGGAGUUUGCUGCUGCAGCGCCGCAGCAGCAGCACGCCGCUGCAGCAGCAGCAGCAGCAGCAGCAGCAGCGCAGCACGCCGACCUCCUCGACUGGCCUGCAGCAGACCAAGUCGGAGUCUUCGGGGAGCUGCUGCAGCACAAACUGCAGCAGCUAAAAGUCUUCAUUGUUGGCGCGGGGGCUUUGGGCUGCGAGCUGCUCAAGUUGGUGGCUUUGAUGGGAGUUGGGGCGGAGCAGCAGCAGCAGCAGCAGCAGCAGCAGCAGCAGCAGCAGCAGCAGCAACCUGCUGCUGCUGCUGCUGCUGCUGCUGCUGCGGCUGCGGGCGGCGGCGCGGCAGCGGCGGACGGGCAGGACCCCGCGGCAGCGGGCGACAAGGACGCCGCAGCAGCAGCAGCAGCAGCAGCAGCAGCAACAGCAGCAGCAGCAGCAGCAGCAGCAGCAAAGCGCGGCUGCGUCACCAUCACUGACCAAGACAGAAUUGAAAUUUCAAAUUUAAAUCGACAAUUUCUUUUCCGAAGAGAACAUGUGGGAAUGUCCAAAAGCAGCUGCGCAGCAAAAGCUGCCAGAAUCAUGAACCCCAAGAUUAAUGCCCGGCAGUACGUGGAUUCUCGCUGCGUGACUUUCACCAAACCCUUACUCGAGAGCGGCACUUUGGGCACCAAAGGCAAUGUCCAGGUUUGUCUUUUUAUUUUUAAUUAA